UUCUCAUCUCUUCCUAGUUCCUGCCGAGCUAAAGAGUCAAACAUACAACAGCUGGUCCAUACUCCUCCCUGCGUGUUUCUCUGCGUGUGCGAUGGGUAGCACCGAGGAACCCGACAGACCCAUAUCCUUGUAUGACCCCUCCUCCUCCCCCAGCCAUCCCCUCCUCUCGAAGCCACCCGACGACCCACAACCGGAAACUGAACCCGACCCGACCCAGUACCUCCAGAUCUCCUACAACUACGGGCCGAGGCCAUUCAAGGACCUUCCUUUCCUCGUCCUAUUCCUCCUCAUCGUCCUCUGCACCUUCGGCUUCGGCCUCUUCUCCGUCUUCAACCGAAACAGCUACUAUUCCGACCUCUCCUCUUUCUCUUACAGCUCCAACUCCUCCUCGUGCGUCGAAAGCUCGGUCUCAGAGCCCUCGCCCACCACCUGGUUUAGCUUCUAUUCGCUUUCUUCUUCCAAUUUUUUGGACAGUUUGAUAUGGGUUUUUGUGGUUACUUUCGUUUUGAGUAUACCCAUUUGCUUCCUCUUGCUCCUCGCCCUCAAGCAUUAUACCAAACAAAUCGUCUACGUGUCCCUUCCCUUCUUCGUUGUAAUCCCCAUCUUCUUCAAUGUCUACUGGUUCGUCGCCUGCACCGUCAGCUCCUCUUGCAGCGACGCUUUCCCUUUGGUUUACCGGAUUCUUGUCCUCGUCUUCGUGUUUUUGGUAAUCGCCGUUAUCGUCUGGAUCUUCGUGGUCAAUUGGCACCGAAUCGAGCUUACUGUGACCAUAAUUGGAGUCGCUUCUAACGCGUUAUCGAGGAACUUGGGUUUGUUCCUGGUGCUACCGUGUAUGACGCUCGGGUUGGUGAUCUACUACGCGCCGAUUGUGGUGUUUUUGGUGUUUGCGAGCCAUAACGGAGAGAUUGUGCCGAAGGAAACGGACGGAGAGUAUACUUGUGUGUGGAAGCAAGAUGGGUGGGUGCCCGCGUACUAUGCGCUGGCAAUUCUGACGAUGCUGUGGUCUUUGGCGGCUAUGGUGGAAGCGCAGGUUUAUGUGAUCAGUGGGACUAUUGCGCAGUGGUAUUUCUCCAAGGAGGAUCAGAGUCCUAGGCGGAGUAUAAGAAGUUCUUUGAGAAAUGCAUUUGGUCCCUCCUCCGGCACAAUAUGUCUGUCUGGCCUCCUUAUAUGUGCCGUGCGUGUGGUGCGCGCUGCUGUUGAUACUGCAAGACAAGAAAACCUUCCAGGGAUAGUGAACCUUAUGCUACGUUGCUGUGUUAAUGUUUUUCUGUCAGCAAUUGAUUUUCUUAACAAGUUUACUAUCAACUUUGUGGCAAUAACUGGUGAAGCCUACUGCACAUCUGCAAGAAUGACAUACGAGCUUCUCAAACGUAAUCUUCUCUCGGCUGUAUUUGUGGAGACCAUCUCCACACGUUUAUUGGCGGGAAUUAUUUUUGUCCUCUCAGCUAUAUAUGCAAUUGCGGCCUGUGCUAUACUAAAGGCUGUGACCCAACUUGGGGUUGAUUCAUACUAUGUGGCUGCUCUGGCGUGGGUGCUGCUGAUCAUGGUGUUGGGUUUCUUUGUCCAUGUACUGGACAAUGCGGUUGAUACUAUUUAUGUUUGUUAUGCAGUAGACAGGGACAGAGGAGAGGUUUGUAAGCAGGAGGUUCAUGAGGUUUUUGUUCACCUACCCAUUAGUAGAAACCAUAGACCAUCUCUUGACUCCAGAACUCUGGGUGUAUAAAUAAUCCUUGAAUUCGAAUAAUGUGUUGUUAUUGAUCUGUCAUUCGUUGUGUGUAUCAAGUUAAACAUGCCUGUCGGCAAAAUGUGCAUACCUUUGAGUGUAUAACCUUGUACAAUUUUGAGAUUUAUUCAAUAAAGAAGUGGAUUUUUUUUUU
This is a messenger RNA of Corylus avellana, 1877 nucleotides long. Its product is annotated as Plasma-membrane choline transporter family protein. Gene Ontology annotation, cellular component: membrane. Gene Ontology annotation, molecular function: transmembrane transporter activity. Gene Ontology annotation, biological process: transmembrane transport. Lineage: Eukaryota; Viridiplantae; Streptophyta; Magnoliopsida; Fagales; Betulaceae. The record is from RefSeq and is a predicted model, not a curated record.